GCGUCGUAUCCUUCGCUUGCCUGCUGCUUGCGAUUGAGAGGGCAUCUCUUGUCUCUUGAGCUCUUGUUGUGUAUUUAUCGCUUGUCGCGUCUUGCUCGAAUUUCGAAAUUCGCGAUCCAUGAACAAGAAGACAGCAGAAGGACCACAUGAAGGGAGGAAGGGAUGCUGGACAUACAAGAAGCUAUAGACUGCUAUGAACAAUGCCUGACAAGCUUACUAGACCACCUGGCAACCAAUGCUCAAGCUCAUGUCCAAGGGGCCAUCUCUGAAAAGCUCCAAUCGCACAUCACUGCCCUCAUCCAAGCAGACAAGCGGUACAAUCGGGCUCUCGUAGAAGCCAAGAAGCAUCUCCAAGCAUCAACAGCCAUGGUACAGCUUCAAGCGCAAGAAUCAGCGCUUGAUGCACAAUUAGAGGAGAAUUUGCAGGUGCUCAGGACACUGCAUACAGAGCUCCGCAAACCCCUCUCAUCCAAUUACGAACCAGCUAGGCUCAGUGGCCGCGAGGGUGCGAUGAGUGAGGGAGAAGAGGAGGUACCACGUAUUGCGUGUCAUACGCUGAUGCAAUAUGCGCGUAUUCUUGCCAAGACGUCCUCUGCACCGAGUUCAUUCGAUCCAACAACCCAUUCAGCGACAGCGAGUUCCCUCUUUCCCUGGCCAUCGGAGGAUAUGAUGCGGCGUGGUGCUGGCAGUGCCACGGGUGUUGCUCAACAGAAUGGAGAGAUGGCAAUGCAGGAGGAUAUCAAGGACGACAGUGGCGCUGCAGAAAUGGAGCCGACAUCGUAUCAAGCACAAAAUCAACCCAGCAUGCCUGACAAUGGUCCAUCAGGCCUCGACUUGGAUCUCUUUGAUCCAGACCAAGAUGAAGACUAAGAUUGUAGAUAAUCAACAAAGGGGAAAUACUACUGAGAACCUAUAUUGCCUUUAAAAAAAGAAGAAAACAGAAAGCUUAAUACGUCAAGGUGAG
Messenger RNA from Protomyces lactucae-debilis, 964 nucleotides. RefSeq names its product vitamin-D-receptor interacting mediator subunit 4-domain-containing protein. NCBI's taxonomy places the organism in Eukaryota, Fungi, Ascomycota, Taphrinomycetes, Taphrinales, Protomycetaceae. The record is from RefSeq and is a predicted model, not a curated record. Gene Ontology annotation, molecular function: transcription coregulator activity. Bases 163 to 870 code for a protein of 235 amino acids. Gene Ontology annotation, biological process: regulation of transcription by RNA polymerase II. The transcript has a single exon. Gene Ontology annotation, cellular component: mediator complex; core mediator complex.